Messenger RNA from Octopus sinensis (East Asian common octopus), 3130 nucleotides. RefSeq names its product myogenesis-regulating glycosidase. The coding region runs from base 107 to 2458 and encodes 783 amino acids. NCBI's taxonomy places the organism in Eukaryota, Metazoa, Mollusca, Cephalopoda, Octopoda, Octopodidae. Gene Ontology annotation, biological process: carbohydrate metabolic process. The record is from RefSeq and is a predicted model, not a curated record. Gene Ontology annotation, molecular function: hydrolase activity, hydrolyzing O-glycosyl compounds. The transcript has 3 exons.
UUGUAGUAGUAGGGAGAGUGAGGAAGAGUUAGUUUGUAUGUGUGUGUGACGUCAGAGCGAGUACCUUGUCACAUUUUGUCCCAAUGUAUAUUUUUUCAUUGGAGAUAUGACAGAGCCGAGAAAGAACAGUAGUGAUACUGUCGAAGAUGUUUGCUUGCUCGACUCUACAGAAUUCAACCAAGAAGACUCUGCUCUCCUACAAGAUGACAAGGUGUUUGAGGACACGGGCAGUGAAUUACCACUGCUUCUCCCGUCUGAAACAACAAACGCAGAAGAUGAGCAAAACAAUACCACAGAUACAUACGUGAAAUUUAACUUAGGAGAAGAAGCUGGGCAAGGAGAUGGAGUUGGAGGAGGAGGAGAAGGCCAAGGUGAAAAUGACUUGACAGCGAAUUGCAACUUUGUUCCCACCACAAAAUGCAGUUCUCAGUAUGCCACAGUUGACUCGACUGAUAGCGUUCGGUUUGCAGAACACACAACAGUAUUUACAGUUCCACGCGUGAAAUCACGACCAAAGAAAAGUACUCCAAGUAAAGAAAACUCCAAACUGCUUAAAUACACUGUGGCCACACUCUUCAUAUUGAUUCUUGCUGGUUUCAUAUCUGUAAGAGUUCUUCAUGCAAGACAAACCAAUGCUAUUUUGGUUGGCAGACUUAUCCAUUUCUCUGAAGCUGAACGGAAAGUACAACUGUUGAAUAAAUUUAAAGGAAUAACUCUAACUGGAUGGUUAGGAAUCAACCUCACAUCUAGCUUUCAUUUUUGUCAACCGAAGAUUAAAGAACAAAGCAUUCAAGAAUUAUGUUACCAAAGUCAGCGCUCUACCAAGCUACAAAUACUUCAUGAAGAAAAAGGCGGUCUGUAUUGCUAUUCUAUAAAUUGGGAAAUUUCACAGGUAGAAGAGUUCCUUGAUUGUUACCAGAUAAAAUCUUCUAAUUGGUAUGGAAUGAACAUUGGUUCAAGGCAAUCAUGGCCACUGAAGAAUUUUUCUACUGAUCAUAUUCCAUUUUCAACAGAAUCAUCAGAUAUAUUGGGUUCUGUAUUAGAACCACUUUGGAUUAGUUCUGAUGGUGUUGGAAUCUUUGUAAAUGACUCACAUCCUUUUGAAAUUAGCUGGAAUUCUUCUGAUGAUGGAUUAUUUUGUCUUCUGCCAGACCUAAGACAGCCAUAUCCCGACCAACAACUCCACUAUUAUCUGUGUCAAGGUAAUGAUAUCAGAGAUACUUAUGUCAACAUGAAAAAGAUAUUUUUACCUGUGAACCAAAAUGAACUAGCAAAGAACAAUAAACUUUUAAAAACAAUGAUCUGGUCUUUUGAAGAAAAUUCCAGGAAUAUUUCUAUACAAAGUGCCAUCCUUAAUUUCAUUAAUAGUAAAUAUACUCACACUUAUAAUGAUACUUACAUCGAAUUGAAUAACAAUUGGCAACAAAGUCAGGGAGAUUUCACUUUUGAUGCCAAACAGUUCCCAAAUAUCUCUGAAUUCCUUCGUCAAGUUGAUUGUCAUAAUAUUGGUAUUAUAUAUCCAAUAAGUCCUUAUUUCCAUUUCACUUCCAAAGAAUUCAAUGUUGGAAUGAUGUCAGGAUAUUUUAUAAGGGAUGAUUUGAGUGACGUUACAAAACUUGUCAAAUGGCAAAAUAAACAGAUGGCUAUUAUAGAUGUUUCCAACCCAAAUGCUUCAAAAUGGUAUUUGGACAAAUUGCUCCACCUUUCUACAAAGCCAGAAUUCGGAGGAUUCCGUAAUUUAGCAAUUGGACAGAGCUACAUUCCAAAGAACAUUCGCUUUUAUAACACAAGUUACACUAUAAAAGAUUACGUUGAUAAAAUGGCGUCAUUCUACAAAAACAGUUCAGAAAUAUUUUAUUACGAUUCCAAAUUAAACAAACAUAAACUAUUAGUGAUCAAUGUUAAAUCUAUGUUUGUGUCAAGAGGCAAGUAUACCUGUAUUAAUAAUGUCAUUGAUCAGGCACUAACUGUUAGUAUGUUAGGCUAUCCGUACAUAACUCUUUCCCCUGUAAAAUUUCCCAAUAUUACUCAAGAACUGUACAUGAGAUAUAUCACCUUGGCUUCUUUUAUGCCAGUUGUCCGUUUAUCAUACAGCAGGUACUUAUAUAAUCACACAACUUCAUUACAUUUACAAAGCCUUAUCACUCUCCAUCGAAAAUUAGUGUACAAAACUGUUGAAGGCCUUUCUUCAGACAUCAAAGCAGGCCUUCCAAUUAUUCGCCCCCUUUGGUGGGUCAACCCUAAUGAUAAAACAACUCUCAACAUCUCAGACCAAUUUCUUAUUGGCAAUAAGUUAAUGGUUGCCCCCAAUUUAUGUGAUAGCAUCAAAAAGCGUGAUAUAUACAUUCCAGCUGGAAGAUGGAAAGAUCUUCAGUCUGAAGUAGAAAUUCAGGGCAAAACUUGGUUAUAUAAUUAUCCAACUGAAACAAAUUUUGUUGCAAUAUUUCAGCUCCUUUAAAAAAAAGGGGUUUGGCAGGAAGAGUAAAAAAAAAAAACUGACUAAAUACAAUACAAUAUUUAGUUACAUUUCCUCUGUGUUGUGAGCUCCAAUCCAGCCAAAUCUGAUUUCAUCUUUCAUUAAAUUUCUGUUCAAGUCCCUGCCAAAAACAAAAGAACAAAAUGAAAUAAUAAUAAUAUUGAUAAACACCAGUAAUACUCUGGACUUGGAUCAUCCAUCCCUUCCCUAUCUUAAAAAGUUGAAAUAUAUGACAAUAAGGACUAUUACUAUUACUGUUGUCACUACUACUACUACCAGCACCAGCACCACCACUACUACUACUACUACCACACCCACAACAACAACAACAACAACUACUACUACUACAAGGAACCAUUUCCAUUCCUCAGUGGCAGCUAGAUAACUAUCAAUGCAAUGAAAUUCUUUCACAGAAUAUUCUGGUAUGAAAUCCAAAAAAGAAAAAGCAAACUACAAGAAAAGAUAUUAGUUGGUACAGCCAAAAAAAAAAAAGAGAGAUAUUUUUUAAAAUUAUGAAUGAGGGUAUAUUAUGUCAUCCUUAAAGCAAGCAGACUUAUGAUCAGGGGCACUUCACCUGUAACCAUCGUAUCUUGUGUAUCUAAAACUUCUUAUCUAGUGUGUCCUUAUUUGUUAUAAGAUGCUAAGGUAUGAUUU